Molecule: messenger RNA, 1775 nt
Organism: Mastomys coucha (southern multimammate mouse)
Lineage: Eukaryota; Metazoa; Chordata; Mammalia; Rodentia; Muridae
Gene: Fdft1
Product: farnesyl-diphosphate farnesyltransferase 1
Exons: 8
Coding region: 176-1426 (416 amino acids)
Biological process (GO): cholesterol biosynthetic process; farnesyl diphosphate metabolic process
Cellular component (GO): endoplasmic reticulum membrane
Molecular function (GO): squalene synthase [NAD(P)H] activity
Source: RefSeq, a predicted model, not a curated record
CACUCCGCGCGUCCUGGCCUGGAGGCGCGAGCGGCGCGGCCGGUUGAGGAGGGCGGGACGUGGGCGGGACGUCCGGCGCUGGCCCCGCCUCCUCGCCCUGCCCACUCCAGGCAUCUAAACACAGGUGGGAGCGGGAGAUCCCGACCGGUGAGCCCCGCGCCCCGCAGUCGCAAGGAUGGAGUUCGUCAAGUGUCUAGGCCACCCGGAGGAGUUCUACAACCUGCUGCGAUUUCGCAUGGGAGGCCGGCGGAAUUUCAUACCCAAGAUGGACCAGGACUCGCUCAGCAGCAGCUUGAAGACCUGCUACAAGUAUCUCAAUCAGACCAGUCGCAGUUUUGCCGCGGUUAUCCAGGCGCUGGAUGGGGACAUACGGCACGCGGUGUGUGUGUUUUACCUGGUUCUCCGAGCCCUGGACACGGUGGAGGACGACAUGACUAUCAGUGUGGAGAAGAAGAUUCCCCUGCUGCGCAACUUUCACACUUUCCUCUAUGAACCAGAGUGGCGGUUCACCGAGAGCAAUGAGAAGGACCGACAAGUGCUGGAGGACUUCCCCACGAUCUCCCUGGAGUUUAGAAAUUUGGCUGAGAAAUAUCGAACGGUGAUUGCUGACAUCUGCCACAGGAUGGGGUGUGGGAUGGCAGAAUUUGUAGACAAGGAUGUGACCUCCAAACAGGACUGGGACAAGUACUGUCACUACGUUGCUGGGCUGGUGGGAAUCGGCCUUUCUCGUCUAUUCUCUGCCUCAGAGUUUGAAGACCCCGUAGUUGGUGAAGACAUAGAGUGUGCCAACUCAAUGGGUCUGUUCCUGCAGAAAACAAAUAUCAUUCGUGAUUAUCUGGAAGACCAACAAGAAGGAAGAAAGUUUUGGCCUGAAGAGGUGUGGGGCAGAUAUGUUAAGAAGCUGGAAGACUUUGCUAAGCCAGAGAACAUAGAUGUGGCAGUGCAGUGCUUGAAUGAACUCAUAACCAACGCCCUACAACAUAUCCCUGACGUUAUCACCUACCUGUCAAGGCUCCGGAACCAAAGUGUGUUUAACUUCUGUGCUAUUCCACAGGUAAUGGCCAUUGCUACACUGGCUGCCUGUUACAAUAACCAGCAGGUAUUCAAAGGAGUAGUGAAGAUUCGGAAGGGGCAAGCCGUUACCCUCAUGAUGGAUGCCACCAACAUGCCUGCUGUCAAAGCUAUCAUAUACCGGUAUAUAGAAGAGAUUUAUCACCGGAUCCCCAGCUCAGACCCAUCCUCUAGCAAAACCAAGCAGAUCAUCUCCAACAUCAGGACACAGAAUCUUCCCAACUGCCAGCUCAUCUCCCGAAGCCACUACUCCCCCAUUUACCUGUCAUUUAUUAUGCUCUUGGCUGCCCUGAGCUGGCAGUACCUGAGCACCCUGUCCCAGGUCACAGAGGACUAUGUCCAGAGAGAACACUGAUUUUGUUUAUCUGGAAGUGGAAAUUCACAUGAAGUGGGUUUUUCUUUUCCUCCAGCUGGAUUUUGACUUCCCUUGGUUUUCCUCCUGCUCUAAUCUUUUGGAGAACUGAAUGUGGGACCUUUAGGAACUCUGCAGAGGAAAGGAUGCCUUGCCCUCAGCAGCCUGGUGCUCGCUGGGUCAUGGUCCCUCUGCCACUUGUAGCCACUGGCAGCAUGCUGACUGCUGCACUUUAGAUGGAAUGGCCACGUGUGAUGGUCACAAGAUCCUAGUGAACCUGGCUAGAAUGCUGAUUGAAUUUAUUUAAUUUGAAACAGCCUUUGAAUACGUAUGACAAUAGAAAAUGAAGUGA